CUCAAGACUGUCAUGGCGGUCUAUUGAAAUGUCACUACGGUAGCGACUAAUAAAAAGUAGUAAUUUUUAGCAAUUCCUGUAUGAUGUAGUGGUAUUUAGUGAUAGCGGCGAGUGUAGUGCGCGAGUGUUCGUGAAGUGAUGUCAUUGGGGGAUCGGAAUGGGCCGUUCGACGAGAGAAAACCAGCUUUAUGUGAGGACAGCACGGACAGUGACAAUGAGACGGAGCGGAAGAGACUGCUGCGGCGGAUCUCCACGAGCAAGUGCGUCGGCAGACUGCCCGUGGUCAAGGAGGGGUACCUGAUGAAGCAGACGCGCAGCUUCCAGCGCUGGCAGCGCCGCUACUUCCGCCUGCGCGGCCGCACGCUCUACUACGCCAAGAAGAAGGAGAGCCAGCUGUGGGAUGAGUGCGAGCUAGAGGACGCCGCCUUCGCCGAGUGCAGCAGCAGCCACGCCAACCACAGCUUCCAGGUCAUAACAGCACACCGCUGCCUAGUCCUCUGUGCGGACACCCGCGCGGAGAUGGAGGCGUGGGCGGGCGCGGUGCGCGGCGCGCUGGGGACGCAGGCGCGCGACGUGGCCGACCUCGUCGCCAGCCUGUCUUCCGGGGACCAUCACUGGUACACAGCGACACACGCGCGCCCGACAUUCUGCAACGUGUGCCGCGAGGGGCUCGGCGCGCUGGGCACGGCGCACGCGCUGGCCUGCGAGCUGUGCAAGCUGAAGGCGCACAAGCGGUGUGCCGCCCGCGCCCCGCCUAGCUGCAAGUGGAGCACGCUCGCCUCGCUCGGGCCGCAUCUGGUGGAGGAUGCUAAUGGGAAGAUCACGAUGCCGCACCAGUGGCUGGAGGGCAACCUGCCCGUGUCCGCCAAGUGCGACGUGUGCGACAAGACCUGCGGCUCUGUGCUCAGGCUGCAAGACUUCCGGUGCGUGUGGUGUCGCAAGUGCGUGCACGCGGCGUGCAAGCCCGGCUGGCGCGCGCCGUGCUCGCUGGGGGCGGCCAGGGCCUCGGUGGUGCCGCCCACGAGGCUCCACUCGGUGGGGCCCGACGACGCCUGGGUGCCCGACCGCCCACCCAACGCCUCGCCGCUCAUCGUGUUUGUCAACUCGCGGUCUGGUGACAACCAAGGCGUGAAGUUCCUCCGUCGCUUCCGCCAGCUCCUCAACCCAGCGCAAGUGUUCGAGCUGAGCGGCGCCGGCCCGCGGCUGGGGCUGCGCCUGUUCCGCCACUUCGCCCCGCUGCGCUGCCUGGUGUGUUCGGGCGACGGGAGCGUGGGCUGGGUGCUGCAGGAGAUCGAUAAGCUGGAUAUGCAUCGCCAGGUGCAAACAGCAGUGCUCCCGCUGGGCACGGGCAACGACCUGGCGCGGGUGCUGGGCUGGGGCGCCUCGUGCGACGACGCCGCCAGCCUGCCGCAGCUCAUCGAGCGCUACGAGCGCGCCUCCACCAAGAUGCUGGACCGAUGGUCAAUAAUGACGUUCGAGAGAGCCCUGACGGCGCCGCCUCCGCCGCCCGCGCCGCCCGACCUCAACGAUGAAGUGGCGCUGCUGAAGAACUUGCAGGAGAUCAUGCAGGUGGGCUCAGUAACCAGCGCAGACAGCGCGCUGCGGCUGGGCUGCGGGCGGCUGGCGGCGGCGGGCGAGCAGGCGGGCGGCGGCGCGGCGCGCGCUGCUCACCGGCUGCGGCGCGCGCUGUCGCUGCUGCUGCAUGCGCGGGCGCACCUCGCGCAUGAUCAUGCGCGCUGUCGGUCGUGGGAGCCGGCGGAGACCACGAGCGACAGCGACGGGGACGCGCCGCCCGCCGAGAAGGGCAGCAUCGAAAAGACUGAAAAGGAGCAGAUGAACUGGGCGGUGCGCGGGUGCGCGCUGGCGGGGCGCGCGGACAGCGUGCGGCGCGCGCUGCGCUCGCUCGUGCGCAAGCUGCGGCAGGUCUACCCGCAGACCGCGACCCAGCAACCCGCUGACUCCUGCGACACAUGCGGCGGCUCAAGCGACCCACCAGCCCCGGAGGUGGAGACCAUCUCGCUGCCCGUGCCGCGAGCCUUCGCCGAUAGCCGCCGCUCGUCCGCCGCCUCCGCCGUGUCCAGCGCCUCGGCGCAGCCGCUGCAUCCUGAUCACAUUCCAGACGUAGAUGAUGACAUAGCUAAGCUUAUUAACGUGAACGCAUCGGAUCAAAUGUUAGAUAUAGAUUAUAAAGCUGACAGAAGUAAGACGAGCUCUAAUUCGCCUCAGGACCGGCUUUCUCUUACUAAUCUCUCCUCCUGUGAUACUAGCUCUUGCAAAAACCUCUUCCGGCCUGACGACGAUGGAGUGACGUUAAACAGUAAUAGUAUAACGAUACCGAACCUAGUUGUAUCCGACGAGAGUAGCGAUAAACGGUCAACGACAUUACAGGGAGAAACUUAUGAAUCGGACCAAUUGACUAUUAUAGACACAGACAAACCUUACACUGACGAUGUGCAUUUCCAAGAGUUGUCGCGGGUGACGCCGCAGAGCGGGGACCGCACGCCCGAGAGGAGGCUCUCCAGUGUCGACUUAGAGAUAGACUCGAGUAGCUCAGAGGGGUCCAAUAUUAGCGAUGAUUAUAGUUUAAUGUCGGAAGUUAUAGAUUUGAAAUCAGGAGACAUAGAUGAAGCUGGAGGCUUCGGACAUAUUGAUUCUCCAGAAGCUUCUGAUGCUACGUACAUGAACUCGGAGACUUUGCAUGGAGAAUCAAUAAUGGAUGAUAUUAGCUCCAUGCUAGGGCAAGAUGUUCUUAUGGCCAUGAUGGGCAAGAAUGGUGAAAACGAAACGUAUACUGAUGAUACCACUUUGUUCACUUCCGAUACUGUAUCAGACAUCGGAAUGGAUAGUAGAAAUCCUAGUUUAGAAAAAAAUCACAAGCACAAAAUUCGACAUGCAGGUAAAGCAGGCCUGAAAGAUACUGAAGUUGAGAAAUUUGGUUUCGAAAACAGAGUAUUUUACAUCGAAAACUCAUCGAGGCCUGAGGAACAGAAAAAAUACUGUAGCUUAGCACAAUUUGAAGAAGGAAAUGACAUCGCCAGAAAAUCAUUCCGUAGGCAUCUGAGGAAAAGUUUAAAAACCAAAGUGAUGCCUGAUGACAAGAACCUUCUCCCGAAAACUGAAGAAGAGUCAAACAACCACAGUAUCAGCAUCAACAUUCCUGUCAUAAAAGAAUCUCCUGUUAGAGAACAACGGAAAGAACCAGAAAGCACAAACCAGAAACAAUUGUUUGAAACCUCAGGGUUUCCUUCAGUUAGCGUAGUAGUGGAACCACCGUCACCUUCACAUAGCGAUGAGAAGAAGAGCAUCAAGACUGGAAGUCGAAUGGCCUCAGUACUCAGCGAUCUGUUCAAUCAUGGGACUGAUACGCUUAGCGUGUUCUCGCCAGAACCAAGCAUUACUAAUAGAGAACGCAGGUCGUCAGACAAUCCUAAAUUGCUAGGUGAUCCUGAAUACGGAAAAUUUUUGAGCUGCUCACCCGCUGCCACUAGGCGGAUAUCUUGCGGAAGCCUCUUCAAACCUGGGGAACCAGACAACAGGCUGUCGACAUCAGUAUCAUCAAUAUGGGGUGAUGGUGGAUCUCCAAAAUGCGAUCAUGGGGAGAAAGCUAAGAAACUUCCAAUCAUCAAUCCCUUAGUCCAACUACCAGCCUGGCCCCACGUCACACAGGGCUUCAUCAGCCAAUGUCUACUUGCCAACGCCGACGCACUUUGCGCUGCUGUCAGUCCACUGAUGGAUCCAGAUGAGACGCAAAAUGAGGGUUAUUACGAAAGAGCCGUGAUGAACAACUACUUUGGGAUUGGGAUCGAUGCGAAAAUAACCCUGGACUUCCACAAUAAGCGGGAGGAGCAUCCUGAGAAGUGCAGAUCGAGGGCGCGGAACUACAUGUGGUACGGAGUGUUGGGGUCCAAGGAGUGGGUCAACAGAACUUACAGGCAUCUAGGUCAGCGAGUGCAGCUGGAGUGCGACGGGCAGAGGAUCCCUCUACCAGAGCUGCAGGGCAUCGUGGUGCUGAACAUCCCCUCCUUUAUGGGCGGCACCAACUUCUGGGGCGGCACCCGCGGCGACGACCUGUUCCUCGCACCCUCGUUCGAUGAUAGGAUUCUUGAGGUGGUGGCGGUAUUCGGCUCGGCGCAGAUGGCGGCGUCGCGGCUCAUCAACCUGCAGAAGCACCGCAUCGCGCAGUGCCGCGCCGUGCAGAUCAACAUCCUCGGCGAGGAGUGUGUGCCCGUGCAGGUGGACGGCGAGGCGUGGCUGCAGCCGCCGGGCUGCGUGCGCAUCGUGCACAAGAACCGCGCGCAGAUGCUGUGCCGCUCGCGCGCGCUCGAGACCAGCCUGAGGGCGUGGGACGAGAAACAACAGCUCAAGGCGCACGCGCACAGCCAGCCGGCGCACGCGCACGACGCGCUCACGCAGGGCGAGACGGCGCAGCUGCUGGCGCUUCUGGAUGCUGUUAACUCUAUGGUCAAACAGGUGAAGCUGGCCUGCAUAAGCGAGAGCGCAGUAUCUGGCACAGUCUCCGCCGCGGUGGCUGUGGCGAGACGAGUGGCGGCGCAGGCGGACGCGCUGCAAGACGCCGACGGGAAGCUGCUGCCGGCGCCGCAGCUGAGGACCAGGCUCGCUAAACUGGUGGAAAGCUGCCAUGAGCUGGUAGAGAGCGGCGGCGGCGCGGCGAGCAGCGCGCUGCGAGCGCACCUGGCACGCUGCGAGGUGCACGACGGACACGCGUACUUGCACGCUGAUGAGAUCGUGAAGAAGGGCUCGCGCUGGCUGCGCGCGCGCCGCUCCGUGUCCGAGGGGCCGGCGCACUCCGCGGCGCAGGUCAAGGCGUGGGGCGUCAAGGAGGUGCAGGCUUGGCUAGAAUCCCUCCAACUGUCGGAAUACUCUGAAGCCUUCGCUAAACACGACGUGACUGGCCGCGAGCUACUCGGCCUAGCUCGGCGGGACCUACGAGACCUGGGCGUCAGCAAGGUGGGCCACGUGAAGAGGAUACUGCAGGCGGUGAAGGAGCUGCAGUGACGCCGGCGCGGCCGCUCCGAAGGAGAUGGCCUUAAUUAGGACUGGAGCGAAGUAGGUUGGAUUGGUGGAGGUGUGAUUGAAUCAAGGACAAGUGUUGCGUUAGGUACAGUAUACAGCAGAGAAAUCUGACCUCUCUCAGAAGCAUUGUUACGAUGAGAGGGGUCAGAGGGAGGUACAAUUGUAAUGGUAUGUAGUGGAAUUAAAAGAUGGGUCGAUUGAAAUCGUGAUUGUAAUCGCUAGACUGGGUUAAAAAAAGUUGUCAGCUGAAAUGUAAACCCUGUGAAACCCAGGGUCUGUCUAGAAACGACUUGGUUCAUUUGUAGCACAUUUUCUGGUGUAGAUGUUGGUAUUUUAGGUUGGAACAGCGUGUCGAUGCUACUUUGGCAUCGAUACGUAGAUUAACAUCACUAUAUCGCGAUUUGCGUUUAUGGCGAGCUGAUUUAUGGGACGUGCAAUGAGCAUAAUACGAGUUUAACUACGGAGAUAAAGAUGCCAUGUCGUAGGCUCUGAUUUUUAACACUAGACUCUUGUCUUACAUGUUAGUCCUGUCGGUUUAGUCUCAGAGAUGAUAAUAUUAUUGACCAAUGACCGUAGAUAAAGAAAUUGACUCAGAGAGAGAAAUAUGUAGGUCUUAGAGAAUGAUAAGGCGACCAUUCAGAACUUCUUCUAGAAGGUUGUAGGUUGUGGUGUAAUGUAGGGUCUUAUUCUAAUGAAUGACACAAAAAAUUAUCGCUAAGAAGUCGAAAAAACAUUUACCUUUCAUUGUUAAUUCCAACUAUUCCCAUUUCGCUAGUGCGAUGAUGUUUUUGUUACAAUUUGACAAGUCUUAAAGAUAAAUUUUCUUCUUCGUCAAAAUUAAAGCCAAAUUGUCGGUUCUAAAGGAUUCCUCGAGUUCCCACCGAGAAAACGAACGUUCUUUACGCCAAAAUGUAAUGUCCUUAAAAGGCAAAAAUUCUAAAAGUUGAGUAAAAUUGAAUAUAAAAGACUGAUGGAAACAAAACUAGAAUUUGCUGUUAGGAACAAAAAAAAGAAACUAUUGAAUUUAAGUCAUAGGUCUGUCUGUGUCACUAUUAGCUUAUUUAUAUCUACUCGUCUAUCGCUAAAUGCUAUUUUCUAACUAUUUUUCUAACUACGCAUCGAAUAUCCUACCUCUUGAAUACCUAUGUCUAUUAUUGCUGUCAUGCUCUAUUCACUCUAUUGCAGAAAAAUUAAAUUUAAAUAAAAAAAUCUGCAUGUAAUAGUGCUGAAUUUCCAAAAAAAAACUUAAACUAAAAAAGGAAUGCAAUGUUUGGACCCACGGUUAAUUAGUAAACCUGUAUUGUUUCAAAUAAUUUAUUUAAUAUUACAGUAACUCGUGAGCAAAAGUAAUUGAUAAAACUAAUUUGAACUAAGCAGGGUGAAUAAUAAAAUUAUUCGGGCCAAUAUCUUCUACCUUAUUUCUUAAACUACUUACAAAAACUAUCUACUUUACUAUUGUUUGCAUUUACACCUAACAAAUCCACGAAUUUAUGUAAUACCUACUCAACGAAUGAAAAGACAUUUUCUUAUCCUUAAAAAGUAAGUAUACUUUUUCCUUCCAAGUUCCAGACAGCUGUAUAGUAGAAGUUGAUAAGCCAGUCUAAGGUCAUAUCGAUAAUUUACAUACGGAAAUAAAAAUAAUACAUACUGUAUAUGUAAAAUAAUAUAUUCCUUAUGUAUACUAAGCUGAUGUUUAUCUCAUUCAGAAACGGAUUUUAAAUACAUGUAGUUUGAUAUCCUUAGUGAUCGAGCUCUACCGGAUGUCGGCAUGUUUUCCGGUCACUCAUGAAAUUUCACCCUAUUUUAAACAUGUAAGUAAUUCGUACAAAAAGCUGCCAUUACUGCCUUCUACCCGUUGGAAUUUCGGACUGAGGAAACUGUUUAUUUAUUAAUAAAGUAAAAUACAAAUAGACCAUCGGUAAGUUCAGCAUUCAGAUACAUUAUAUUCUCCUAAAUAUGGUUAUUAUACACGAUUACUCGUAAUUAUUGUGGUAAGGAAUUAAACUCACUACUUACAAUGAAAGUGGUUAUUUAACGUUAGACUUUGUAACCUAAUAUUAUUUAGAACACCCACGGUACCUUGUUCUCUGGGCAUUUGUUUAAUUUCUCACAUAGCGUAGACCGAGUAAGAAUAAGUACCUUGUCUACCUAGGUUUUAGAUUACGAAUAGAUUUAUAUCAAGUAUGUAUUAAUGGUCACUAUUUUCUGUAUGGAACAUACCUAGAAAGGUAAGCGUACAGUUAUCGGUAUGUACGUGCGUAGCGGCUAAAACGAAUUUUCAUAAAUGUAUGGAGAAUAGGCGUCGGAAAUGCCGAUGAAGUGGACGCACUUGUGUGAAUUUCUAUACAAGUAAUACUGAAUGCGAUGCGCCUGUUGCAUACGAUGCCGAAAGGUGUACGCUUACCACAGAACCGAAUGAAAGUUAUUACAUGUUGAGUAUUGCUCUCUUGGGACAGGUAAUUUGGAACCUUAAGCCCUAGUUUCACCAUAGUCUGUUACAUCAUUAACACCCCUGUUACAUUGUUAUGUCAUCAAUUAUACGUCAUCUCCAUAUGAAAUUCUUGACAGAUGUGUC
This is a messenger RNA of Plutella xylostella (diamondback moth), 7609 nucleotides long. The record is from RefSeq and is a predicted model, not a curated record. NCBI's taxonomy places the organism in Eukaryota, Metazoa, Arthropoda, Insecta, Lepidoptera, Plutellidae.